This is a messenger RNA of Pungitius pungitius (ninespine stickleback), 1397 nucleotides long. RefSeq lists its product as uncharacterized. NCBI's taxonomy places the organism in Eukaryota, Metazoa, Chordata, Actinopteri, Perciformes, Gasterosteidae. The transcript is spliced from 9 exons. The record is from RefSeq and is a predicted model, not a curated record. Bases 142 to 1257 code for a protein of 371 amino acids.
GGAACAAACCACUCCUCAGAGCUGUGACACGGCGUCUCUACGAGCACGAUGAGGAAGUGACGCUGGUCCAAGCAGAGGAAGCAGAAGCUGCGUCUGUGAGGGAGAAGCACUCGGUCAGAAGCCCUGAGGAGCAGAGACACCAUGGUGGACCUCAGAGGGACUCAAAGGACUUUCUGUGUGAUGCUGCUGCUGCUUCAGGCUACAGUAAGUGGACAAACCCCCCCUGACCCCCACUUCCUCGUCAGAGCCGGAGAUGACGUCACUUUACCUUCAACCCGUGUGAAUCAGGACAGAUGUGAUGGUUCUACUUGGCUUUACAGUCGUUUUGGAUCAGCUGUGGAGCUGUUUAAUCUUGGGAAGAUUAAGAAGGAUUCUGUGAUUCCAGAAGCUAAAACCAACAGAAUGAGUUUGACAGCAAACUGUUCUCUGGUUAUAAGAAAGGUCUCAGGUGAAGAUGUUGGUCUUUACACCAACAGAGACUUUGAUAAAGCAGGAAGACAACAAGGUGCAGAUAGUGUGUCUGAGCUGUUUGUUCUUACAAUGGAGGAAAAGGACUACGAGGGUCUGGUUGAGUUGUCCUGCUUUGUGUUGAGAUUCUCUGAGUGUAAACACACAUUAAAGUGGGUUUAUAAGGGUAAUACGACUGAUGUGAUGACAUCACAAAAUCCCUGUAAAGCCACUGUGACGUUUAAAGCUCCUCUUCAUCAGAAGUCAAACUAUUAUGAGUCACUGAAAUGUGAAGUGAGAAACAAUCAAAGUGGAAAAACUGUGCAUUUUGAAGCCUGCAGUCAGUUCUCAUGUGAACAAACAGGAGGCCCAUCGGGGGGGGGGAACGUUACAGCAACUGACCAGAGAGACUCUACAACAGGCUGGUGGAUGUGGCUCAUCAUCACGCUGGUGGGUUUCUUCGUCCUCUUCAUCAUCCUCCUGGUCCUCAUCAGACGGAGAGCUGAAGGGAAAAAAACACAGACGGACGAAAACAUCGGAAUGAGCUCUCAGCAUGGGAUCCAGCCCGCUCCAGAACCCCGUCAGGACGCGGCCGACCCCGAGGAAGGCGUAGCCUACGCCUCCGUCAGCUACACCCAGACGGCCGGAGGAGCAGCGCGGGCUCGGGUCAUUGAUGGCGUUGAUGGUGAUGAUGCGGUGACUUACUGCACUGUGAAAGCUCCUCUUCCUCCUUCUUCUUCUUCUUCUUCUUCUGGAGCCUCUGCUGAUCCCAGCGAGCUCUACGCCAUCAUUAACAAACCCAACAAAUAAGAGAGGCUACGUUGAUGAUUCUGUGGAAACCAAGUCACGCUUUCUUCAUCACGUUCACUGCUGAGAUGAAUUGAGCCGUUUAGCAAAAUGUUUGGAGCAUUAAAAAUGUAUUGAUUUUAUUUAAAUAACCUGAAUGUUCA